Messenger RNA from Penicillium diatomitis, 1392 nucleotides. Its product is annotated as putative guanine deaminase. Gene Ontology annotation, cellular component: cytosol. Gene Ontology annotation, biological process: guanine catabolic process. The coding region runs from base 1 to 1392 and encodes 463 amino acids. The record is from RefSeq and is a predicted model, not a curated record. The transcript has a single exon. Lineage: Eukaryota; Fungi; Ascomycota; Eurotiomycetes; Eurotiales; Aspergillaceae. Gene Ontology annotation, molecular function: guanine deaminase activity; zinc ion binding.
AUGGAUGACUUACACCUCACAUCGAUCCCGGCAUCAGGCCUUCCCUUGGCCUUCUACGGGACUGCAGUUCACUCUCGUACCCUCACGGAACUGGAGUUCUUGGAAAAUUGCUUGAUCGUGGUAGACCAGGCUGGCAAAAUUCAAGCUCUGCAGCAAAAUGUCGACGCAAGCCAGAUAAAUACCAUUCUCGCAGACCAAGGCUACGCACCCGAGGUAUUUCCCGUCAAGCAUAUGCGUCGGGGUCAAUUCCUCUGUCCUGGAUUUGUCGACACACAUAACCACGCCCCGCAGUGGACGCAGCGCGGCGUGGGUCGUGGUCGCUCCCUGAAUGACUGGCUAAAUCAAGUCACUUUUCCUCAUGAAGCUAAGUUUGCGGACAUCGAGUAUGCGAAGCGAACAUACGCUGCGUGUGUCUCGGGUUUCCUGCAGCAGGGGAUCACAACCGCAUCGUACUAUGGAUCUCACCAUGGUGACGCCACCAGUGUCCUCGCCGAAAUCUGCCUCGAGAAAGGCCAGCGGGCGUUGGUCGGCAAAUGUAACAUGAAUCGCAAUGCGCCCGACUGGUACCGGGAAGCUUCGACGAAAGAGUCCCUGGAGGCAACGCGUGCAUUUAUUCAACAUGUCGCCCGUUUGGAUCCCGAGGGCCAACUAGUAAAACCGGUGAUCACGCCCCGUUUCGCCAUUUCGUGCGACGACGAGCUGCUUUCCGGACUGGGUUCCAUCGCCCGCGCAAAUCCCAAAGUGCCUAUCCAGACUCAUUUCAAUGAGGAGGAUGGAGAGAUUCGCUUCACGCGUGAAUUAUUUCCCCAGUUCCGUACAGAAGCCGAUCUGUAUCAACAUUUCGGCCUGCUUACCGACCAGACUAUUCUGGCUCACUGCAUCUAUCUAGCAGAGGGCGAGAUAGAUCAACUUCGUCAGCUCGGUUGCGGUGUCGCACAUUGUCCCAUUGCCAAUACGACCAUGCUCAACUUCAUGAUCGCGCCGAUCCGAGAGUAUCUUCGUCGUGGUAUCAACGUUGGUCUCGGCACCGAUAGCGGCGGUGGACACUCCUCCUCCAUGCUUGAAGCAAUGAAGCAAGCAUUUGUGGUGUCUCUUGCCCGAUACACCCAAACCGAGGGGGAAGAUGAGCCAUUGUCCCUGGAGGAGGGCUUUUACCUUGCGACAAGAGGAGGGGCUCAGGUCUGUGGGCUAGAAGACAAGAUUGGCACAUUUGAGGUGGGCAAAGAAUUUGACGCGCUGGAGGUGCACAUGGUCGACCUGGAUAUUCCGAGUGUCAGCUCUCCCAUUGAAGAGGAGGACUCAACCUUGGUGAUAUUUGAGAAGUUCUUGAUGACGGGCGAUGAUCGGAAUAUCGCCAAGGUGUACGUUCAGGGACGUUCGGUGAAGCUGUGA